This is a messenger RNA of Sclerotinia sclerotiorum 1980 UF-70, 1923 nucleotides long. RefSeq lists its product as hypothetical. Gene Ontology annotation, cellular component: membrane. The transcript has 5 exons. Gene Ontology annotation, molecular function: antiporter activity; xenobiotic transmembrane transporter activity. The coding region runs from base 1 to 1923 and encodes 640 amino acids. Lineage: Eukaryota; Fungi; Ascomycota; Leotiomycetes; Helotiales; Sclerotiniaceae. Gene Ontology annotation, biological process: xenobiotic detoxification by transmembrane export across the plasma membrane. The record is from RefSeq and is a predicted model, not a curated record.
AUGUCAGCGGGCACAUGUAAGAAGAUGAAAAUGGAUCGAUCGUUUACUGGGUUGGCCUGGACGGUGACUCAAGAAUCACUUGCGCGAGAUUUAGCGGAAUAUCCCGCAGAUGAUGCAGAAACACCGGAGCAGAAUGAAUGUACUAGCUCUGGGGAUGAGUCUUCAGAGGCUUCCACAAUUCGCCAAUCGGAGGCUCAACACGCAAUGACGCAUUCGUAUCGGAGGCCGAGUUUUGUGGCUUUCGCUGGUACUCGUCCUGCUCUUACUCCCCAGUUCAAAGAUACAGCAUGGUUGAGCAAGAAGGAAAGACAUGACUCGAGGAACGAGGAAAGGAGUUUAUUGAGGGACAAUCAUCUAGCUCCACCGAAACAUCCCGAGCGAGUGAAGCGAAGCGCCUUCAACCGGUUAUACAGGAAAUUAUUUAGCACAAAAAUACCAAAGCCAGCGGGCGAUGAAGAAGCUGGAACGCCAUCGGAGACUUCAGCAUUGCUACCAAAUGGGCAGCACGAGUCUGCGCGUUCGCGUCACGAGAGACUAAACAGACAAUGGGAAGAAGCUGUAGCAGCAGGAAAGAUCAAAACAACAUGGCAACGAGAGGCGAAAACUUUACUGAGAUAUUCGAGCCCAUUGGUUGUGACUUUUGUCCUUCAAUAUUCCCUUACCGUUGCCAGUAUAUUCACGGUCGGACAUCUCGGAAAAAUAGAAUUGGGUGCUGUCAGUUUGGCUAGUAUGACAGCGAAUAUUAGUGGAUAUGCCGUCUAUCAAGGACUUGCUACAAGUUUGGAUACACUUUGUGCGCAGGCAUACGGGUCUGGUAGAAAAGGUCUAGUCGGAUUGCAAUUGCAAAGAAUGGUAUGGUUCCUUUGGGCUCUGACUAUACCAAUAGGCAUAAUUUGGUUGAGUGCCGAGAAAAUCCUGGAAACUAUCGUACCCAAUAAACGUUCCGCAGAGCUGGCAGGUCUAUAUCUUCGAGUUUUACUAUUCGGAGCUCCCGGAAUGGCCCUUUUCGAAAGUGCGAAAAGAUUCGUACAAGCACAAGGAUUGUUCUCUGCAACCACUUACGUUUUACUCAUCUGCGCACCUCUCAAUGCUUUCAUGAACUGGUUGUUUGUUUGGCAGUUUGAGUGGGGGUUUAUUGGAGCUCCAAUCGCUGUUGCUGUGACAGAUAAUCUCUUACCUCUUUUAUUAUUCCUAUACGUCCGAUUCGUGGAUGGAAAAGAUUGUUGGGAUGGGUUUACAUGGAGAGCUUUUCAUAACUGGGGUCCGAUGAUCAAACUCGCUCUUCCUGGCCUAGUCAUGGUGUUGGCAGAGUACUUAGCAUUUGAGGUUUUAACUUUAGCAUCGAGUUACUUUUCCGUAACGCAUCUUGCGGCUCAAAGUGUUCUUACUACCAUAACUGCUUUAACUUUCCAAAUCCCAUUCUCCAUUUCUAUUGCAGCUUCCACCCGUGUGGCAAAUCUUAUUGGUGCCACACUUUCAGAUGCAGCCAAAACUAGUUCGAAAGUGGCCAUCUAUGCUGCCUGCAUAGUCGGACUAUUCAACUUUACACUCAUUUCCUCCCUACGCAAUAUCGUGCCCCGUCUCUUCACCGACGACCUCGACGUUAUAAAAAUCGUCGCCAGCGUCUUACCUCUCUGCGCCGCAUUCCAACUCUUUGAUGCUUUGGCGGCAAAUUGUAAUGGCUUGCUCAGAGGAUUGGGAAGACAGGAGAUAGGUGGAUAUGUUAAUCUCUUCUGCUACUAUGUAUUAGCGAUGCCAAUUAGUUUUGGAACUGCAUUUGGAUUAGGAUGGCAAUUAGAGGGAUUGUGGUUGGGUGUUGCCCUGGCGUUGGGGUUAGUGGCAGCGAUUGAGGGGUGGUUCUUGGUUAGAACGGAUUGGGAGCGUGCCGUGGAGGCAGCACAAGAUCGAAAUGCAGCAGGAUGA